Molecule: messenger RNA, 3289 nt
Organism: Periconia digitata
Lineage: Eukaryota; Fungi; Ascomycota; Dothideomycetes; Pleosporales; Periconiaceae
Source: the annotation of a GenBank genome assembly
AUGAUUUUCAACGGUCCACCGACACCUGUCAGUAUGCAUGCCAGUGCCAAAGAUGUCGAGUCACCUCCCCAAUCACCGCAGGUUUUACCACAGCGCGAAGGGAUAGCUAUUGUGGGUAUGUCGUGCCGGACGGCUGGUGGAAACGAUACGCCCGAUAAACUAUGGCGCUUCCUCAUGGAGAAGAAACAUGCGUCCGGAGAGGUACCCAGGGAACGCUGGGAGCCAUGGCUGCAAAGACAUCCGCAAAAUGCGAGGAUAAUCGAGUCCACGUCUUCCAAAGGGUACUUCAUUCAAGAUCUGGAGAAAUUUGAUGCUGGGUUUUUCGGCAUCUCUCCGAUUGAAGCUGAGGAUAUGGAUCCUCAUCAAAGACUUGGUUUGGAGCUUUCCUGGGAAGCGCUCGAGAACGCAGGUAUAAACCCAAAGACACUGGCGGGUUCCAAUACUGCCGUUUUCAUGGGUGUGGAUUCCGAUGAUUACUCGCGGCUAGUCCUUGAGGAUCUUCCAAAUAUUGAAGCCUGGUCUGGCAUCGGAACAUCCUUCCACGGCAUCCCCAACAGAAUAUCAUAUCACCUCGACUUGAUGGGCCCCAGUGUGGCCGUCGACGCAGCGUGCGCAUCCUCUCUCGUUGCCAUUCACCUGGGUCGUCAAGCGAUUCUGUCGGGGGAGGCUGAUGUUGCGCUAUGUGGUGGUGUGAAUGUCUUGGUAGCCCCGGCACUCACGCACAUGCUGCAAAAGGCUGGAGCGCUAUCACCGGAUGGCGUGUGUCUUUCUUUCGAUGAUGAUGCACGCGGUUAUGCACGAGGAGAAGGCGGGGCAGUUAUCGUCCUGAAACAGCUUGCAAACGCCAUGGCCGAAGGUGACAACAUUCUCGCGGUUCUGAAGGGGACCGCGACAGCCCAGGACGGAAGGACGAAUGGAAUCAUGGCUCCAAGCGCAAAAUCUCAAGAGAUAGUUGCUCGAACAGCGCUUUUGCAGGCUGGUGCGAUCGAUCCAUCAACGAUUGGAUAUGUUGAAGCGCAUGCAACUGCGACGCAGCUGGGUGACCCGACAGAAGUGGACGCGCUUGCCAAAGUGUAUGGUACCGGUCGCCCUAAAGGCUCCCCUUGCUACAUUGGAUCUAUUAAGCCAAACGUGGGACAUGUCGAAGCAGCUGCUGGGGUGAUUGGAUUUGUGAAAACGGUGUUAACAGUGAACAAGGGCGAGCUAGCGCCACAGGCUUUGCUCCAGAAACUAAAUUCUCGAAUACCGUGGGCAACAACCGGUCUGAAAGUAGUUCGAGACGCUAUGGCUUGGCCUGUACCGGAUGGACCUCGUAGAGCUGCAUGUUGCUCUUACGGUUACGGUGGUAGUGUUGCCCACGCCGUCAUCGAGCAGGCACCUCAAUCAUGCAUAGAUCUCCAGCAAUGUUUCGGGCCCGACAUGGACACUUCCGAACAACUGGUUCCUCUUUUUAUCUCUUCUUUCCAAGAGAAAAGGCUGUCAAAACAAGCUGAACUUCUCGCAAAUUGGCUCGAAGCUGAAGGUCGAACAGUACCGCUCAGAAGCAUUGCCAGCACCCUCUCACAGCGGCGUGCAGCAAACGAUUACCGUGCCGGAGUUGUUGCCUCGAAUCAUGACGAGGCUUCAAAAAGCCUGCGAGCGUUCAGCAAGGGAGAGAUAGAUUCUUCGAUCGUUGGCAAUCGCAUAUUUGGUAACUCCACGCGCAAAGACGUCGUCUUCGUAUACUCUGGCCACGGAGCGCAAUGGAAUGACAUGGGCAAAGAACUCCUUCGCGGUCCGUUGUUUCGUCAGUCCCUUGUUGCCUUGAGGUCACUUGUCCAAGCUGAAGCCGGAUUCUGCGCUCUCGAGGCCCUGGAACGUGGCGAGAUUGGAAGUUCCGAUCGAGUGCAAGUUUUGACAUACCUGGUGCAAAUCGGCUUGACCGAGGUACUCAAGUCAAAAGGGAUCGAGCCGCAGGCUAUCAUCGGACAUUCAGUGGGCGAGAUCGCUGCUUCGGUCGCAGCAGGAUGUCUCACUGCGGAAGAAGGCUUGGUGAUUGUGUCACGAAGGGCAAAACUCUACCAAGCGGUGACAGGAAAAGGUGGAAUGAUCCUAGUGAAUUCGCCUUUCUCUCAUGUCAACGCUCAAUUGAAAGGCAGAAAGGAUAUUGUCGUUGCAGUCAAUUGCUCGCCAUCAUCUUGCGUUAUCAGCGGAGAACUUGCAGCCAUCAAAGAUUAUGUUCGCGAGUCAAAGGAAAAGAAUAUCAAGACGUUCCGAGUCAAUACUGAUAUUGCGUUUCAUUCGCCAAUGUUGGACAGGCUUAUCGGUCCAUUGAGAGAUAUUCUUGAUGGGUCUCUCCACCCGCGCCAUCCCAGAAUUCCAAUAUACUCGACCUCGUGUACGGACCCCCGAAUGGAGCCGCUACGAAACGUGUCUUACUGGAUCUCGAACAUGAUGAAUCCAGUACGGUUUUGCGAGACUGUGGAAGCUGCUUUGGAUGAUGGAUUGAGGAUAUUUCUUGAGAUCGCCACGCACCCCAUCGUAACAGAAUCGAUCAACGACAUAUUGUCCUAUAAAAAUUGCGACGAAUGCGCCACUGGAGGAGUCAUGGAACGCGGUGUAUCUUCUCGAAGAAGUAUCGUUCGAACCAUUGCGGAGCUGCAUACCCUUGGUGUGCCAAUCGAUUUCGGUACUCAGUUGGGAACGAGAUGGCAUCCCCAAGUUCCAGGUACCCCAUGGGUCCGACAUUCAUACUGGAAAGCAAUUAAACCCCAGUCAGAACACCACCCAUAUCAGCAUGACGUCGACAAACACGACUUGCUGGGCCGGCAGACUCGUGUCGCAGAUUCGACAGCAAACGUCUUUACAACAACUCUUGACGACCAGAACAAACCAUAUCCUCUUACCCACCCACUUGAUGGAACAGAGAUCAUUCCUGCGGCAGUAUAUUGCAAUUCUUUCCGCCGAGCGACGGGUGCAACUGUGCUAGAGAGUCUGCAGUUGAGCACACCCACUGCCAUCACAGAGGAGCCGCGCGAAGUUCAAAUCAUUGUCAAAGAUCACACUGUGCAGCUCUUUUCAAGUGUGACCAAGUCGCAAACCCCGGGCGGGCUUCAAAGCUGGAAUCAGCAUUGUAAAUGUGUAUGGAGAAUUCAGGAUAUGAGUGUCUAUCGAAGGUUGCUUGACAUCGAAGCCAUCAAAAAGACGUAUCGGAAGGCCGCUGUCCAAAACCUUCCUCUGGAAGUUUCUGAAAAACAUCGGUGUUUCGGGCAUCGCAUACCCUUGGAUGGUGAUUGAGCACCACGGAAGU